This is a messenger RNA of Rosa chinensis, 1731 nucleotides long. RefSeq names its product long chain acyl-CoA synthetase 2. Gene Ontology annotation, molecular function: long-chain fatty acid-CoA ligase activity. Gene Ontology annotation, cellular component: endoplasmic reticulum; membrane. The record is from RefSeq and is a predicted model, not a curated record. Gene Ontology annotation, biological process: cutin biosynthetic process; wax biosynthetic process. NCBI's taxonomy places the organism in Eukaryota, Viridiplantae, Streptophyta, Magnoliopsida, Rosales, Rosaceae.
AUGUGGAGAGAUUUCCCUGAGAGGAAAAACCUUGUUUUCUGGUUACCACAAGCUACAAGGUCUAACCAAAGAUGGGCUGUUGGAGUCACUGUGGCAGUUUCUCAGGUAUCAGACACCAUGGCAAUUAUGGGAUUGAUCAUGUAUGUUAAAUCAAGUAUCACAGGGAGUGGUGUAUAUGGAUCAAAUUGCCCCCAAUGAAUUAUUGCAAUGGAGGCCUGUAACAGCCAUGCCAUUACAUAUGUUCCACUUUACGACACCCUUGGUGCUAAUGCAGUGGAGUUCAUCAUCAACCAUGCUGAAGUUUCAAUAGCUUGAGAGAACAAAAUCCCUGCUAUUAUAUCAUGCCUUCCAAACUGUUCGACGCAUUUAAAAACAAUUGUCAGCUUCACAGAUGUUUCUAGCACUCAAAAGAAGGAAGCAGAAGAACUGGGGGUAUCUUGCUUUUCGUGGGAGGAAUUCUUUCAGUUGGGAGAUUCAGAUUGUGAACCACCUCCAAAACAGAGGACUGCUGUUUGCACAAUAAUGUAUAGAACGACUGGAGAACCAAAAAGCGUAAUCGUUAGUAAUGCAGCAUUAAUGUCAGAAGUAUUGUCAAGACAAUAUACUUUCCUAACAGAUAGAGUGUGUACAAACGAAGAUUCAUAUUUCUCGUUUCUCCCGUUGGCCCAUAUAUAUGACCAAAUAAUCGAGAGCUAUUGCAUCUACAAGGGAUCUUCAAUAGGCUUCUGGCGAGGCGAUGUCAGGUUUUUACUGGACGACCUUCAGGAGCUAAAGCCUGCUAUGUUUUGUGGGAUUACUCUAGCGUAUGAUCGUAUAUACACUGGUAUUGCUAACAAGGUUUCAUCUGGUGGUGUGCUGAGGAAGACCCUUUCCCAGUAUGCAUAUAACUACAAGUUGGCAAAUCUGGAGAAGGGUUCACAAGAAAAAGCGGCACCUCUCUUGAACAAGCUUGUAUUUAACAAGAUAAAACAAGCAUUAGGAGGACGAGUUCGUAUAAUGUUGUCUAGUGCUGCGCCUUUGCCCAGGCAUGUGGAGGAAUUUUUGACGGUCACCAGCUGCAGCACUUUAUUACAAGGAUAUGGACUUACUGAAAGCUGUGGUGGCUGUUUUACGUCCAUUGGCAAUGUUUAUCCUAUGAUUGGAACUGUGGGUGUCCCCUUGACAACUAUUGAAGCACGGCUUGAGUCAGUCCCAGAACUGGGAUAUGAUGCACUUUCUAGUGUGCCACGUCUAGAGAUUUGCCUAAGGGGGAAAACCUUGUUUUCUGGUUACCACAAGCGACAAGAUCUCACUGAAGAAGUCCUUAUUGAUGGGCGGUUCCAUACAGGUGAUAUUGGAGAAUGGCAGCCUGAUGGAGCAAUGAAAGUUAUAGACAGGAAAAAGAACAUAUUUAAACUGUCUCAAGGUGAAUAUGUUGCUGUGGAAAGCAUUGAAAGCAAAUACUUGCAAUGCCCCCUUAUCACAUCGAUUUGGGUUUAUGGGAACAGCUUCGAGUCAUUUCUUGUUGCUGUGGUUGUUCCAGACAGAAAGGCCUUGGAGGACUGGGCAGCUGAGCAUCAUUUGACUGAUGACUACAAAUCAUUGUGUCAAAAUAUGAAGGCAAGAAAAUACAUUUUGGAUGAGCUCACUAGUAUGGGUCAGAAACAGCAAGUGUGUGCUCCAUCCCUGGUUCAUGCUAUGUUGCUUAAGUUUAUUCAUCUGACUUACAAGACAUUUUUAUUGCAGCUCUGA